UUUUCACUUAGAAAGAUUAUCCUUCAUUAAACUACUUUAAUAAUGGCUAGAGAAAGGCUCCUACUCUUUGCUUUCCUGGUAGUCUUCUUCCCCCAAACCUGUUAUGGUAGAGAUAACAGUCAUUGCGCCCCUUCUUCAUGUGGCAAUAUCUCUAACAUUACUUACCCUUUCCGGCUGGAAACCGAUCCAAGCAACUGCGGAGACCGUAGGUAUGGCCUAUCUUGUGAAAAUAAUGUUACAGUACUGUAUCUAAAUAAAGGAAGAUACUACGUGCAGGCAAUCAACUACAAUAACUUCACCAUCCGAUUAGUAGAUGCUGGUCUUGAUCAACUGGAUUACUUCUCCAUUCCACAAUUUCCCUUAUAUGGGUCUGAACUUGAGGAUGUUUAUGAAAUGCAACCAUAUUCCAAUUUCAAAUACAAAUGGGCAGAUUCAGAAAAAUAUCCCUGCAGGUUAUCGCAGCCAAUUUUUUUCAUCGAGUGCCUAAAUCAAGUGUUCCGCCCUCUUAGUUAUGCGGAUAGUAGUGCUUCUUAUUGCAUUAAAAGUGGAGCCAAUGACUCUUCUGGAUCUCAUUUGAAGAUGCAAUACUUUUCUUGUCUGAAUAUAGACGAGUUGAGAGUAUCUGCUUUGAUGGACUCAUGCAGCAUAGAGACAGUGUCUUUGUUUCCUGCAGCAAAAGAUUUUAAUAUCAAGAAGAAGGAUAUCUCUUUCAUUGACAUUCAUCAAAGGUUAGCAUUUGGAUUUGAGAUCUCAUGGUUCAAUGUCAACUGUAUACACAAAUGUGGCAUCAGAAGCUGCUACCUCCACUCCAAAAUUCAUACUCAAUGCUUUGACGAUUACAAUUUGGAAUUCUUGGAUAUCCUAUUCGAAUUCCUCCUAUCGAUGCAAUUGGGAUCAAUGUUUCUUGCUGCAAGGUGUUUAUGUGGGACUCCAUUUGUUACUGCAUUUCUGAUCUAUAAAUGGAGAAGAAGGCAUUUAUCAGGAUACAACACUAUCGAAGAAUUUCUGCAGAGUCACAAUAAUCUAAUGCCAAUAAGAUAUGCUUACUCAGACAUUAAGAAGAUGACUGGAGGUUUCAAAGAAAAACUGGGUGAAGGAGGCUUUGGCUGUGUGUAUAAAGCAAAGCUUCGCAGCGGCCAAUUUGCAGCAAUAAAGAUGUUGGGUAAAUCUAAAGCAAAUGGACAAGAUUUUAUCAAUGAAGUUGCUACAAUUGGGAGAAUUCACCAUGCUAAUGUGGUAAAAUUAAUAGGGUUUUGUGUUGAAGGAACAAAGCGCGCUCUUGUAUAUGAAUUCUUAUCGAAUGGAUCUCUUGAUAACUACAUAUUUUCUCGACAAGGAUACGUCAGUUUAUGUUGGGAAAAACUGUAUCAGAUUUCUCAAGGAGUGGCUCGUGGCAUUCAAUAUCUACAUCGAGGUUGCGAAAUGCAAAUCCUUCAUUUUGACAUCAAACCUCAUAACAUUCUUCUUGAUGAAAAUUUCACUCCGAAAAUUUCUGAUUUUGGGCUUGCCAAAUUGUAUCCAACAAAAGGUAGCAUUGCCAAUUGUAUCCAACAAAAGGUAGCAUUUGCAUUCUCUUACAGCCAGCUAGAGGAACAAUAG
Molecule: messenger RNA, 1599 nt
Organism: Jatropha curcas
Lineage: Eukaryota; Viridiplantae; Streptophyta; Magnoliopsida; Malpighiales; Euphorbiaceae
Product: rust resistance kinase Lr10
Biological process (GO): protein phosphorylation
Molecular function (GO): protein kinase activity; polysaccharide binding; ATP binding
Source: RefSeq, a predicted model, not a curated record